AAAUAAGCAGUAAGAACUUACUUAACUAAAUAAGAAAAAGCUUUUUUUAACUAUAUUUAAACAAAAUUAUGAGUUCAGUAUUUGUUUAUAAUAAUUUUAUAUAAUUCGAGUUUUCAAUUCGUGCUUAGGUUAUUGUUUUACAGAUUCGAAAAUGGAACCCGAGAGUUCUGUAUCGCUGACUGAAAUAAAUCCUAUUGAUGUAUAUGAAGUGCUGGAAUCCCGAAAAUUUGUUGAUAAAUUACUCAAUGGAAUGUUACAAGAUAUAAAAAAUUCUACGGCUUAUACAGAUUUAAAAGAAAUUGCUAUUUGUCAUUUUGCAUCUAUUGAGACUGGUAAAAAUGACGAACCUAUUGAAAGAAAAAAGAAACAAACUUAUGAUGUUGGAUAUUUAUCUGACUGCAUAGCUUCUACUUUAACUAAAACACUUCAUGAGAAACUUCUUGCUCUUCAAAAUGAUAUAUAUGCUACCUCAAAAGCUGUUAUUGAAGAAUUAGAGAUGAAAAUUUCUGAUAAUGAAGAAAUGAAAUAUUCUGAAACUUCUUUGUCUAAGCAAAAUGGAUCUCACAUUAUUUACUCUUCAACUCCAAAUAAGAGAAACAGAAAAAGAUGUAUUGAGGAAAAUACAGGUGAAACCUCUUUGAAGGAAUCAAAAGUAGGAUCACAUUUGACUGCAGAUAUUCAAUCCAAGUCAACAGUGCAAUCUAAUGUUAAAAACAAGUAUGUUAUUCUACCUAUUGCAGAUAAGAUAGAAAUUUUAAAAAAAUAUGAGAAUGGUAUUUCCGUGAAAACUCUUGCUAAAGAAUAUAACAUUGGUGAGCGUACAAUAUAUGAUAUAAAAAAGCAAAAGGAAGAGAUAAGAAAAUGUUACAGUGAAUACCCUGAAGGAGUAACAGUUAGAAAGUUUAUGCAUAAAAAAAUGACUCUUGCUUUGGAUAAUGCUCUAAUAAAAUGGUUUAAAGAGUGCAGGAAGAAAGGUAUUUUUGUAUCUAAUCAUAUGUGGAUAAAAAAGGCAAAUUUACUUCAUUCUCAAUUAAAAUUGAAAAGGGUCUGCAGAUAUAACAAUCUAUGGCUUCGUCACUUCAAAAGACGAAAUAGAGCUUUGUUUAGUUUUACAGAUAUCUCAAAUCAUAUAGGAAUGGCAAAAAAAUAUUUGGAUGAAAGAAAAUUCGAUGAAAAAACUUUUAAAUUUGAAAAAUGUAAUGGUAAUGGUAAAAACAGUCGUAUUACUCUACCUAUUGCAGAUAAGAUAGAAAUUUUGAGAAAAUAUGAUAAUGGUAUUUCUGUAAAAACCCUUGCUGAAGAAUAUAACAUCGGAGAGCGUACAAUAUAUGAUAUGAAAAAACAUAAAGAAAAACUUAGAAAAUAUUAUAGUGAAUUUCCUGAUGGAAUGAUAGUUAGGAAAUUCAUGGGCAAAAGAACAAGUCCUGCUUUAGAUAAGGCACUUAUAGAGUGGUUUAAGCAAUGUAACAAAGAUGGCAUUGUUGUAUCUAAUCAUAUGUGGAUGAAACAAGCGGAAUUACUUCAUUCUCAAUUAAAGUUAAAAACUGAGUGCAAAUAUGAUGAUAAAUGGCUUUUUCGUUUCAAGGACCUAAAUAGAAUCUUCUUUCAUCCUAUCCAAGAAUCGGUCCUUGAACAAGAUAAAUUUUUAGAAAAUAAUGAAAUUAAUGUGGAAACUCAAAGAUAUGAUAAAGAAUGUGAUAGAAAAAUUAGUGAAUCUAAUGAAUCAUUAAUUGAAUGUGAACUUCCUGUUUCAGACAAAACACCUUUAAAGGAAUUAGAGGUAGGACCACCUUUGACUGCAGUUGUUCAAACAAAAACAAUGAUGCAAUCAAAUAUUAAAAAAAAGUAUGUUACUGUACCGAUUGCAUAUAAGAUAGAAAUUUUGGAAAAACUCGAUUCUGGUAUUUCUGUAAAGGCUCUUUCUAAGGAAUAUGCCAUUAAAGAAUGGUCAAUAUAUAAUAUAAUAAAGCAAAAAGAAGAACUACGAAAAUAUUAUAGUGAAUUUCCUGAAGGAAUGAUAGCUAAAAAAGCUAUGCAAAAGAGAACGAACCCAGCUUUUGAUAAGGCCCUUAUAGAGUGGUUUAAACAAUGUAGAAAAAAUAAUAUCUUUGUAUCUAGACAUAUGUGGAUCAAACAAGCAAAAUUACUUCAUUCUCAAUUAAAACUGAAGACUGAGCCCAAAUAUAACAACAAAUGGCUAUUUUGUUUCAAACGUCAAAAUAAAAUUUUGCUUAAUUUAACGCAGAAGCAUGUCCCAAAGCAUAAAGCAUCUACACUAAAAGAGGAUAAUGAAAAUAAGAUUGAAAAAUGUGAUGAAGAAGAUUAUGCAAAGAAUAGUAAGCUUAAAGAAUCUUUAAUGAAAUGUGAAGUUAGGCUUAUAGACGUAAUGACUUUAUUUAAUUCUAAGAAAGAUAAAAACAAUAUUGUCUCCAAUAUAAAACAGACUAUUAUUGAUGGCCACAAAAUGGAGUGUUUGCCGCAAAUAUCCUCUGUAGAAAACCUUUGUGAAAAUUCAGUUUUACAAUUUCAGGAAACAAACAUAGCAUAUUCUUCAGAUGGUUUAGCUGAAAGUGAAAUUCCUGAAACUGCUACAGGAAAAAAUACGAGUCCAUCUAAUGAAAAGAAAACUGGUAAACGUAAGCAUAAAAUUUUGAGUAUUUCUCAAAAGCUUGAAAUUUUUAAAAAGCUUGAUGAAGGCAUAGCAGUCAAAACUCUUUGUGAACAAUAUGGUGUGGGAUUCUCUACAAUAUAUGAUAUGAAAAUACAGAGGGUAAAUGCAAAAAAAUAUUUAAGUAAAUGUUCUAAUCGAAUGAUAGUUAAAGAAAGUGUAUUAAAAUUAUCAAACAAUACUGUGGAUAAAGCACUUAUUGAAUGGUGUGAACAAUGUGGUGAAGAAGGAAUUUCUAUCUCUGGUGCUAUGUUAGUGAAACAAGCAAAGUUACUUCAUUCCCAAUUAAAACUAGGAACAGUUUGUAAAUAUACAAAGAAAAAAUGGCUUCCUCAUUUUAAAUAUCAAUAUAGAAAUAUAUUAUCCAAAAUUCCGGCUUUAGAAAGGCUAUUCUUUAAAAAAUCAGAACAAUGCAGGAAUAAUUUGGUUUUUGCUACUGAAGAAACGACCAUUAAUAACAGCAAAACAAAAUUGGAACCUCAGAUUUUAUAUGUUGAAAACUUAUCUCCAUAUGAUUUAGUAAGCAGUGAAAUUUUAGACAAUAGAAAUAAAGAAACUGUACUAUCCAAGAGUACAGAUGAUCUUGAUAUAAACAAAAAUACUCAUGAAAUCAAUACUUUACUUAAAUGUGACAAUUUGAAAUUAACUGAUGAAGAUUCUAUUAAACGUAGACAUAGUAUUUUAUCUGUAUAUGAUAAGCUUGAUAUUUUGAAAAAAAUUGACAUGGGUAUUUCUGUGAAAAACCUUUCUAUGCAGUAUGGUGUUGGUACGUCUACAAUUUAUGAUAUGAAACAACGGAGAGCUAAGGUACGAAAGUAUUAUGGAAAAAUUAAGACAGAAGUGACUGAAGAAAAUUUGUCAUCAUCAAACAUUUCUGUGGAUAAAGCACUCAUUGAAUGGUGCCAGAAGUGUGGUGGUGAAGGAGUUUCUAUUUCUGGUGCUAUGUUAAUAAAACAAGCAAAAUUGCUCCAUUCUCAGUUGAAACUAAAGACUAGUUGUAAGCAUUUAAAUAAGACAUGGCUUCAACAUUUUAAAAAUAAGUAUAGAAAAAUAUUAUGUGAAAUUCCUGCUUUAGAAAGACAUUUCUUUAAAAAGUCGCAAAAAUGUAAGAAUAAUCUAGAUCCUGAAGAAACAUUCAAUGACAACCUACCUCAAAUUUUAUCUGUAGAAAGUCUUUCUGAAAAUUUUAAAGUAGAAUUACCAUUUUCUGAUUUAUUUGAGAAGAAAAGUAUAGAAGAGCUAUGCUCCCCAAUCAAUUUAGUAAGCAGUACUGUUUUAGGAAAUACAAAUGAAAAAGCUACGAUAUUCAAAAAUACAGAAGUUUAUGAUCCAAGUAAAGAUACUCAUGAAAUCAAUACUUUGAGUGAAUGUGAUAGUUCAAAAUUAACUGACAAAGCUCCCGUUAGACCUAAACGGGUUUUAUCUGCUUCUGACAAGCUUGAAGUUUUUAAACAAAUUGAUCUGGGUAUUUCUGCAAAAAGCCUCUCUUUGCUGUAUGGUGUGGGUCGAUCUACUAUUUAUGACAUGAAACAGCGAAGAAAAGAAGCAAGAAAAUAUUGUGCGGAAGGUACUAAACAAAGCGAGAUAAUGACACCAAACCAUUCUGUUGAUAAGUCACUCAUUGAAUGGGUUCAACAAUGUACCAGAGAAGGUAUUUCUGUUCCUGGUACUGUGUUGAGGAAUCAAGCAAAGAUUUUUCAUUCUGAGUUAAAAUUAGAAACUGAUUGCAACUAUAACCGGAAGUGGCUUCAUUCUUUUAAAAAUUUGUAUAAAGAUAUACUUUAUUUUUAGAGAAAGUGUAAUUAAUAAAUUUGUGUUAAAAAGGCCAAGCUCAUAAUUAAAGAUUAUGAUCAAUAAAAAACUUCAUGAUAUAAUGAUAUGAUACGUGAUAAAAAAAAUUUAACACUGAUUUUAAGAUAAUAAUUUUAUAUUUCAAUAAAAAAUUUGAUUUUUUAUAAUUACACUUUUGAAAAUGUUAUAAACUCCAUUUAAUUGUUAUUAAUGUCAUUUUUUAGCCAAAUCAAAUGAAUAUAAUGAUCUUUAUUUGAUACUCUGUACAUAAAACAAUUAUAAAAGAUUGCAUUCAACUAAAAAAUUUUCAUUAAAAAUCUGUUUCUCUCUCUCUCUUUUUUACUGACAUGUAUAUUAAAUUACCUCUGUAUAUAUUUAUUUAACAUUUUUCUCUGAAUGCUUAAUUACAAAUAUUCUUUCUGUGCAUCAUAUUAUAAAAAUUUAUUUUAAAAAUCAUGUUUAAAUUAGUGAUAAUUCAUUUGUUAUAUACAUACAUCUAAAAUUUGCUAUGUGUUUUUAGAAUUUAAUAGCUAUUUCCAAGGAAUAAAAAAAUAUUUUUGCUUUUUU
Parasteatoda tepidariorum (common house spider) is the source of this 5026-nucleotide messenger RNA. RefSeq lists its product as uncharacterized. The record is from RefSeq and is a predicted model, not a curated record. Gene Ontology annotation, molecular function: DNA binding. Lineage: Eukaryota; Metazoa; Arthropoda; Arachnida; Araneae; Theridiidae. Gene Ontology annotation, cellular component: nucleus.